UCGCAACACGUGUGCUGAUUGGCUCUCGCGCCUGUCAAUCAAGCUUAUCCAAGGUUGGUUGUGAUGCAAUGAUUGUUGAUGUCCUGUCAAAAGUCCCCGAUCUGCUGAGUCUGAACACCGAUAACGUACUGGAGAAUGAUUUAACGGAAAGGUCACCAUGCAGUUUCUGGGCCGUAUACUGGACACGGUGAGCUCCGUGUCGAACCUCUUCUCCAACCCGUACCGCGUGAGGGACGUGCAGCUGUCGGAGUAUAAUGGGAAAGUGCUACUGAAGCAGGAGGGGAGGAUGGCCCUGUAUAGGAAUCAACAGAGCCAGUCAUGGGACUGCCUUCUACUCUGUCCCGAGUCACCGUCCAUGGCUCUAAGGAUGUUCCAGGUGGCUUCAGAGGAAGACGCCAUGAAUUGGUUUCCUCAAUAUGCCCUCAAACUCCGCCCAUUUUACGAGAUGCUCCACCCACCACUUAAACCCGAGACGCUCCAGCCAAUCGUAGACUGUUUGCGGAAUCACCCAGACUGGAGCUCCGCUCACAUCGCUGUGGAUACCGGACUGAGAGACUGUCUAAAGCAUAAUUACAUUUUGAGCCAGAUGAAUGCUCGUAACGGUCAGGGUCAGACCCCGCUUCACCUGGCCUGUGAGAGAGGAGAUGUGGGCUGUGUGCGUGAACUGCUUGAGGAAUGCCAGGCACGCACGGACGUCAAAGACAAAAACGGAGAAACACCCAUGCACUUCGCCGCUAAACAAGAUUCUACUUUGAUUAUAGAGGCUUUGUGCGCUCAGCUCUGCGCGGGUGUGAACGAGCUGAAUGGCACUGGGGAAACGCCUCUACACAUAGCGUGCCGUCUUGGCAAGGUGGAGGCUGUCAAGGGCCUGCUAGGUGGCGGAGCCCGCUGUGACGUCAUGGGAAGUAAUGGCUAUCCAAUCCACACUGCCAUGAAGUUUAAUGAAAAGAGUUGUGCAGAAGCAAUUUUAUCUGUUAACCCGAAUCAGCUUCUGGCAGAGGAUCCUCUCUAUGGUGGAACGCCUCUUCACUGGGCCAAGACUGCAGAGAUGAGUCGUCUACUGCUGGGCCAAGGGUGUAACGUCAACUACCUGAGCAAGACCGGAGAGAGUCCGUUACACAUCCUGACCAAGAGGGGGCGCUUUGAGGCUGCAAUGACACUGCUGACACACGGAGCCAACCCUAAUAUCAAGGGCCAGGAUGGAAACACUGCCCUGCAUCUCGCCAUGAAGUUGGACCACAUGGAUCUGAUCAAAGCUCUCAUGGUGUUUGGGGCAGAUGUGGAGAUUCAUAACGACCUGGGAGAGACACCUGGACUCAUCGCUGCCCGUACCAGCAAGGGGCCCAACCGUAAGGUGCUCUUAAACAUGCUGUGUAGUGUAGGAGCUGAACGGUGUCAUCCACCCUCCUUUGACACCCCACUCCCCAGUUUCAACAAAGCUCCGCCUCCUGGCAUAGGAUUUGAAGACAUCAUGUAUGUGGCGGCAGCUGUUACAUCAAUGACUCGGGGAUUUGCAGAGGUGGAUGGACUCAAAACAAGAAGCGGGAAAAUAGACAGAUUGUUGUGCCUGGAUGGUGGAGGAAUAAAAGGACUGGUUUUGAUCCAGAUGUUGAUCGCUCUGGAAAAAGAGGCAGGACGGCCCAUCAGGGAACUUUUUGACUGGGUGUCUGGAACCAGCACUGGUGGAAUACUGGCCUUAGCUAUUGUACAUGGUAAAUCAAUGGAGUAUCUGCGCUGUCUGUACUUCAGGAUGAAGGAAGAGGUGUUUAAAGGUUCUCGGCCAUAUGAGACCGGCCCUCUGGAGGAAUUUCUAAAGAAUGAAUUUGGAGAAAAUACCAAGAUGACGGAAGUCACACACCCCAGGGUGAUGGUGACCAGCGUUCUCGCCGACAGACACCCUGGAGAAUUGCAUCUGUUUCGUAAUUACGACCCGCCAGCCCUGCAGAGAGACCCUCCGUAUAUGUCCACAGCAACAUUUCAACCCCUUACGGUGCCACAGGAGCAAUUAGUUUGGCGUGCCGCCCGUUCCAGUGGAGCCGCUCCAACAUAUUUUCGGCCAAUGGGGCGCUUUCUGGAUGGAGGGCUGCUUGCCAAUAACCCGACGCUUGACGCCAUGACAGAAAUACACCAGUACAACAAAGCACUGAAGGCACAGGGUCUUGAGGCAGACGUGUGCAGGUUAGGUGUGGUUGUCUCACUGGGUACCGGUAAACCUCCUCAGGUAGCAGUGAACUCGGUUGAUGUUUUCAGGCCUUCAAACCCUCUGGAACUGGCCAAGACCUUCUUUGGUGUCAGAGAACUGGGCAAGAUGCUUGUGGACUGUUGCACGGACUCAGAUGGCUGUGCAGUGGACCGAGCCCGUGCGUGGUGUGAGAUGGCUGAUAUAAACUAUCACAGGUUGAGUCCUCAGCUGUCUCAGGAAGUGAUGUUGGAUGAGGUCAGUGAUGCUGUGUUAGUUGACAUGCUGUGGGAGACUCAGAUGUACCUGUACGAGCACAGAGACAUCAUACAGACCCUUUGCCAGCAGCUGCUGCAGCUCUGACAGCUCAAACACUGAAAGAGAUGAGUGGAAGCUUGAGUGGUUUAAUAUGCAUAAUUAGUGUAUCUAAUAUAAAUAAUGUGUUUGUUUACAUUGGUGUAUAUACCGCUUAAAUCAGGGUUUAUUACAUAUUUAACUAAUUUAAGUUAAAGGAAAGAUGAAGUAUAUGUUAAAAUCUUUAAAUAUCUAAAUAUCUACUGAUUGUGUGUAUGUGUCAUAUACAACAAAUUGAACCAAGUUCAGAGUAUAAUUUCAUGGAAACUAACACUAUGUUCUGAUAUUUAAAGCAAGGUACACCACUGCAAAUCAUUUCAUAUUUCAUCAUUUUUAUGGAUACUUAAAGGCUCAGUAAAUAUGUUUGUAAUUGCACUGUUCAAGGUGACCUUUACAGGAAGUGCUUAUUUGUUGCUUCCUAUAAACAGGUAUUUUACUCCUGGAAAUCUCACUUGUAUAUUUAUCAGUUAUCUAAUUCUAACAUGUGUCUAUACUUGAGUCUUGUUACAUUUAUAGAGUAACUGAAAGUAACUUAAGUUUGUUUUCCGGAAAAUUUCUGGUACAUGCGUUGUGCGCAAGUAUGAUUUUAAGAAUUUACCAAACUGCAGGUGAAAUACGGCAUUUGUGUGCAUUGUCUUGUAUGUCUUUUGCUAUUUUAAGGAAAAGCCUUGUUUUGCAUUGAAAUUUUGUGUUACAAUCUGUCAUGUGUAGCAUCAUGCUUAUACUUGAACACUUUAAAGCUGCAACUGAUAAUAGAUCCAUCAAUGGCUUAGAAAUGUUACUGGUAGAAGAUAUUGAGAUUUUUUACAAUGAAGACAUGUCAAGUAUAAACUGAAUACCUUCUACAAUUUUUCAUUAGCCUUUUUAUAUUGAUAAUAUAUUUACCUUCUGUUUGUCUGUUAAGACUGACUUUAUCAUGUGUUGUUAACUUGAUAUUUGGCCUACAAAUCUGUUGUUUAGAGACCAAAGUGACCAUUUAUUUGAUUCCUACCCAUAACUUGCUGCUGUGGCACUGAUUUAAAACAUUUUCUGACAUGAAGUGAUUAUAAACCUUGAAAAAAUAAAGAGGAAAAUAAUGAUUCUAACUGGG
Myxocyprinus asiaticus (Chinese sucker) is the source of this 3623-nucleotide messenger RNA. RefSeq names its product phospholipase A2, group VI (cytosolic, calcium-independent) (gene pla2g6). Bases 158 to 2542 code for a protein of 794 amino acids. Gene Ontology annotation, cellular component: mitochondrion. The transcript is spliced from 17 exons. NCBI's taxonomy places the organism in Eukaryota, Metazoa, Chordata, Actinopteri, Cypriniformes, Catostomidae. Gene Ontology annotation, molecular function: protein binding. Gene Ontology annotation, biological process: cardiolipin acyl-chain remodeling; positive regulation of ceramide biosynthetic process. The record is from RefSeq and is a predicted model, not a curated record.